Microsporum canis CBS 113480 is the source of this 2268-nucleotide messenger RNA. RefSeq lists its product as hypothetical. The record is from RefSeq and is a predicted model, not a curated record. The coding region runs from base 1 to 2268 and encodes 755 amino acids. Gene Ontology annotation, molecular function: protein binding. The transcript is spliced from 3 exons. NCBI's taxonomy places the organism in Eukaryota, Fungi, Ascomycota, Eurotiomycetes, Onygenales, Arthrodermataceae.
AUGGCCGGAAUGUUCAAUAGUUUUCUUACGAAUAAGCCAUUCGUAGCUUCAAGAUGCUACAGGCAUUUUAUCUUCUCCACGAGAUCUCACGCUCGUCCCUUUCGUCCCAUCCUCUCCGUCCAGAGAAGGCAAAUAUUCGGCUUCCCAACCAUUAGACGGGUAACUGAAACUGGUACAGGGAAAUAUAAUGACUCUUCAGACCAUGGAUCCAAGGCUAUGGUGCAGCUAGUACAUGCUCUGGAGCAGCAGUCGCGCCCUCCACCCCCCUUCAUUCUCGCGACGGGGUUCAUGCGAUUUAUAGACAAACGGCUUGGUCAAGAUACUCUGACACGCUAUCAGGCAGAGCUCCUUAUACGCACAUUCCAGCAUCUUUUAAGUGUCCCUUCCAAGGACCCCCAGGGCUCUCUACGCGAAUUCCUGGAGCUGGAGAAUUUUGAGCACACUUUAAUUGCACUGUCAGGGGCGAAGUUCAGUCCAGACGCGGCUGAGCUAGUUAACGACCUUGCAAGAAGCAUCAUGGGUCAGAUUCGUCGAGUUCGCCAAGGAAAUUUUGAGCUGAGCCAGGAGCCCGACCUCGAGGUGUUUAUAUCGUACAUCACUAUUCUCUCGUCCACCGGCUUUUCCGCAGAUGCGUUGAAGCUCACCAUAUCGUACUGGAAAUCUAUGCCAGUCUUGGGCAAUGAAUUAUCCCCUUGGGUUGACAUCAUGAAAGGCUUUUCCAAAGAGGCCAGACGCUUAGAGGCCGAAAAGAGCAUUCCGUCAAAGGUAACAAUGGUACUUAAGGAAAUGGAAAGAUGUGGUAUUACCUUGGGUACAGAGCUCCAGGAGCAAAUAAUUUCGAUGCUAGGUGAAGGUGAUUACUUCCACGCAAUCAAGACUGUGGCUGGUCUUCCAGUCGAACGGUCAACCACCGCAAAUAUACAUUUACUCAAGUUUGCGCUGCGCCAUUCCAUGUAUUCAUGGGCCGCCACGAUUGCUAGCUCACUUCCCCCUUACCCAACUCCAGAGAUUAGAGAUGCCUUACUUCUCUUCUCCCUUUUGCGAGGGCGCUCCUUGGAUUCAAUCUGCAAACAAUUAGAUGAAAUGACUGCCAAAAACCCGGAAAUACGGGCAACAAUGACCAUUGACACUAUCAACACGAUAAUCGAAUACGCAAAUCUGAACAAGCAGGCGGACGUGACCAACCAGGCUAUUCAAAUAGCCCAGACAUGGGGCCUAACCCCCAAUCCUCGAACAUAUCUUCUGCAAAUACACUCACUAGUAAACUCUGGCCAAAUCAAAGAUGCCGCAGAAUUGUUCCAAAACCUUGCUCCAGAGGUCGAAUUCAAUCUAUCUGAUGUCGAUUUCUUGAAUACAUUCAUCAAACAACUGUGUCUUUUGGAAAAAGGGGUAUCUACCUUACUUCGGCCCAUAAUUGACAACUACGAUCCGUUAGAGCUCCAAAAAAUCAGAUUGCCUUUCCUCGACUAUAUCAAAGAUAUGAGUCAAUCAGUUGACAGCGCAUGGGAGGCAUACGAGCUUUUAAAUCUUGCUAUGCCUACCACGCCUGUUUCAACUCGGACGAUUAUAAUGAACGUUUUUUUCGACCGUCAGAGAUCUGACCUUGCCUCGUUGGUCUUUGGCCAUAUGCGACAAAAGGGUGACCCUAAUAUUCGACCAACAUCAUAUACUUAUGCUCGCUGUUUCCAAGGAAUUGCAAAGGCCGCUGAUUCGGACAGUUUGCACCUAGUACACAACAUGCUAAAACUUGAUCUUCAGGUUGCGCCCACCACCAAGAUUCGUAACAGCUUGAUGCUUGCCUACGCUGCCUGUGGGAUAGCAGACCAAGCGAUGGGGAUUUUCAGAGACAUACUUCACUCGGAAGAAGGCCCGUCAGAACGAACGCUAAUUAUAUUCUUUCGAGUCUGUGAAUCGUACGAUAAUGGCCUAGAAGAGGCUACCAAAAUGAUGGAGAAACUGAAAUCUCUCGACAUACUAAUCAAUGAUGAAGUCUACAAUGCCUAUAUUGGCGCUCUGGGAGCUCAUUGUGAGCUGGAACUCGCAACCCAGGCUAUUAAGGCAAUGGAGUCACAAACCGGUUCUGCACCGACGAUACUCACGCUUGUAAAUCUCUAUAAUUCCAUACCAUACCAAUACUGGAAAGAUCAGGCUGAAGAAUGGGCGCAAGUCACGUACCCUAAAUUAUGGAAAACGAUAGAGCAGUCCGGGCGGACAAAAGACGAGGACGGUCUGCAACAUCUGAACAUAGAUAGGUCGGUUAAGGCUUAG